AUGCUGACCCGGGUCAAGUCGGCGGUGGCCAGCCUGAUGGGCGGGAUGAUGACGGCGGACGCGGAGCACUUCGGCGGCGGCGGCGGCUCGGAUCUGCCGCUGAGGUUCCCGUACGGCAGACCGGAGUUUCUGGGACUGUCGCCGGAUGAGGUGGAGUGUUCGGCGGACCACGUCGCCAGACCGAUCCUGAUCCUGAAGGAGUCCAGCAGACUGCCCUGGGCCACCGGCUACGCGGAGGUGAUCAACGCAGGGAAGAGCUCUCUAAAUGAGGACCAGGCGUGCUGUGAAGUGAUGGCCGUCAAACCGAGACCGACAGGGAGCGCCACACCGAACCAGACCUCCGCAGCCCGCCGCAGGUCCUCGCUCCCCAAUGGAGAGGGCCUCGGACUCAGGGACAACCUGGACAGUUCGGAGGGCGUGACCUUCCACUACUGGGCGUUGUUUGACGGUCACGCGGGUUCGGGGGCAGCCGUCGUGGCCUCACGCCUCCUGCACCACCACAUCGCCCGGCACCUUCAGGAGGUGGUCGAUGUCCUGCGCAACCCCGCCCUGCUGCCCCCCACCUGCCUGGGAGAGGAGCCUGUCAACAACCACCACCACCACCACCACCACCACCUCACCCCCACCUCCCAGCGAGCCCUCACCAGAGCCGCCUCGCUCCGGGGGGCGGCGGGGGCGCCGGGCUCCCCCAGCACGCCUCCCGUGCGCUUCUUUACCGAGAAGAAGGUUUCGCACGAGAGCCUCGUGGUCGGCGCCAUUGAGAACGCUUUCAAAGACAUGGAUUCCCAGAUAGGAAAGGAGAAGAUGAUCUACAAUAUUUCAGGAGGCUGCACCGCUCUUGUUGUCAUUUUCUUACUCGGAAAGCUUUAUGUUGGGAACGCAGGCGACAGCAGAGCUGUCAUUAUCCGGGCAGGAGAAGUCAUCCCUGUGUCAAGAGAGUUCACGCCGGAGUCGGAGCGACAACGGCUGCAGUUCCUGGCCUACAUGCAGCCAUACUUGUUAGGAAAUGACUUCACUCAUCUGGAGUUUCCCCGGAGGGUCCAGAGGAAGGAAGUGGGUAAGAAGAUGUUGUACCGGGACUUCACCAUGUCAGGGUGGGCAUACAAAACCAUGGAGAACGAGGACCUGAAGUUCCCGCUGGUCUUCGGCGAGGGCAAGAAGGCUCGCGUGUUGGCGACCAUUGGAGUCACCAGGGGCCUCGGCGACCACGACCUUAAAGUACACGACUCGAACAUCUACAUCAAACCUUUCCUCUCGUGUUUCCCAGAGGUCAAAGUGUACCCGCUCGCGCAGUGCGACCACGACGCCGAUGACGUGUUGGUGCUGGGAACCGACGGCCUGUGGGACGUCCUUAGCAACCAGGAAGUGGCCGAGGCUGUCACCUGUUUCCUGGCCAACUGUGACCCCGACGACCAACACAGAUACACGAUGGCGGCGCAGGACCUGGUCAUGCGAGCCCGGGGGGUGCUGAGGGACCGGGGCUGGAGGAUAUCUGAUGACAGACUGGGAUCUGGGGAUGACAUUUCUGUCUACAUCAUCCCUCUGAUGCACGGCAAUAGAGAGACCUAG
Molecule: messenger RNA, 1569 nt
Organism: Lampris incognitus (smalleye Pacific opah)
Lineage: Eukaryota; Metazoa; Chordata; Actinopteri; Lampriformes; Lampridae
Gene: ppm1h
Product: protein phosphatase, Mg2+/Mn2+ dependent, 1H
Exons: 10
Coding region: 1-1569 (522 amino acids)
Biological process (GO): protein dephosphorylation
Molecular function (GO): protein serine/threonine phosphatase activity
Source: RefSeq, a predicted model, not a curated record